AUGCUCUCUUACAGCUGGGCCCCUGUGAAAGUCGAUCCUACCCCUGUCUCAUUUCAUCUCGUCUUCCUCCCCGAUCCCCUCUCUCCGCUGGAUUCCCCUCCGUCCAUCCCAGCGGCGCUCGCCACGUGCCGGGACACGCGUGGAGGGGCCUCCCCUUCUCCCUCCCUCCUGCUGCCCUCAGAUCACGGCCGCAGCAGAAGCGAUGGCCGCCGCCGUCUUCCGGCCUCCUCCGCGCGAGGCGAGGAGGUGGAGGAGAAUACCGCACGAACAACCGGAGCGGCCGGUGCCACCGCGACCCCGGCGACGGAUAUCGACACGGAGGGACGUCCCCCGCGACCCCGCCGCAUCCUAGACUCCGGGUUCCUGCCCCCGGCCACCUCCAUGUCCCUCGCCGGCUUCAGAUCGGCCCCGAAGAAGCAACGGGCCUGCGAUUCAUUCCCAUCGUCCCAGCCCCCAUGCUCCGCCGUGGGCUGUGGCCAGCGAGGCGGCGAGAUCCUCCUCCUCCGCUCGCCUGUCAGGCUGCCACGGCCCAUCCCGUUUGCCGCUGUGCGCAGACCAUCAGGAAGAAGAUUGCCAUGUGGCACGACAUAGCAGUGCUGAGCAGGGUAGGGAGACAGCGGAUGGAGCCAAGGGUAGCGCAGAGAAAGGACCGAGAGGGGGUCGGGAACACUUUGUUUCCCCGCAUGAACGUAGAUGUAAAAGACACACCUAAUGGACGAAGGAAAUCAAAGGGUAUGGUUGCCGAGAGGAGGAAAGCAAGCAGAGUAUAUUUGCUUCUGUUAUGAACUUGUGGUAUCGUGCUCGGCAUAUACAAUGGAAUAGAACAACACUUCGACCAACGUCUCUACACAUAUCGCUUUGUUGAUCCAUAUCAACGGCUACGGGGGGCUUACUAGUAAAUGACCAAUGUAGCUUUUCAUUUGCCAGAUACUUGUAAACUAUUGAUCCAGCUAUGCAAUCUGUUAUCCAGCAAGACAAAAAGUGUUAGCCAAGUGAUAGGGAGUGAUGUACCACAGGAGAAAAUCCCUUGAAUUAUGUUAUCAAUGUUUGUACAUGGUGGA
This is a messenger RNA of Triticum dicoccoides, 1061 nucleotides long. RefSeq lists its product as uncharacterized. The transcript is spliced from 2 exons. The coding region runs from base 1 to 591 and encodes 196 amino acids. Lineage: Eukaryota; Viridiplantae; Streptophyta; Magnoliopsida; Poales; Poaceae. The record is from RefSeq and is a predicted model, not a curated record.